GCAAGUUAAAAACGACCAUGUUAUUAUAUUUUUCAAAUAUUAUUUUGUCAACCGAUAAUCGAUAUUAGUAUUUAACUAUUGAAUUGUUGCUGUUUUAUAUUUUAAUAACGUUCUACACAGUAUAAUAAUUGUAAUAACCAAAAAGUGUCUAUUUCUUUAAAUCUUAAGUGAACAUGGCGUAUAAUGAUACAAAUCUUACUAUAACAACCGAAUUCACUAGCGGCCUUCAAAUUCUCUUUAACAAUGUUAAGAAGCACGAUAUCGUGUUACCAGCAACAGAAAAACAAUGGACACUCGGCUCACUUCUAUUCUGGAUAAAAAAUAAUUUGUUGGUUAACAAGGAAAAAUGUGAUUUAUUCAUGAAGGGUAAUACCGUUAGACCGGGUAUAAUCGUAGCUAUCAACGAUCAAGACUGGGAACUAUUGGGAAAUUUAGAUUAUCAAAUCAAGAACAAUGAUAACAUUACAUUUAUUUCUACAUUACAUGGAGGUUAAAAAUGUUAAAUAAAAACUAAUUAUGUAAAUCA
Messenger RNA from Adelges cooleyi (spruce gall adelgid), 526 nucleotides. It is a transcript of the gene Urm1, whose product is annotated as ubiquitin-related modifier 1. The transcript has a single exon. Gene Ontology annotation, biological process: tRNA thio-modification; protein urmylation. Gene Ontology annotation, molecular function: protein tag activity. The record is from RefSeq and is a predicted model, not a curated record. Bases 174 to 494 code for a protein of 106 amino acids. Gene Ontology annotation, cellular component: nucleus; cytoplasm. Lineage: Eukaryota; Metazoa; Arthropoda; Insecta; Hemiptera; Adelgidae.